This is a messenger RNA of Trypanosoma theileri, 330 nucleotides long. Its product is annotated as dynein light chain. The record is from RefSeq and is a predicted model, not a curated record. The transcript has a single exon. Gene Ontology annotation, biological process: microtubule-based movement. Gene Ontology annotation, molecular function: dynein intermediate chain binding. Gene Ontology annotation, cellular component: cytoplasmic dynein complex; cytoplasm. Bases 1 to 330 code for a protein of 109 amino acids. NCBI's taxonomy places the organism in Eukaryota, Euglenozoa, Kinetoplastea, Trypanosomatida, Trypanosomatidae.
AUGACAGAGAAAUUGACACUUGCAGAUGAUGCAAAAGGCAUCUGUGAGGAAGCGGUGGCGCGGCAUUUUAUGCCAGUAUUAAAGUAUAGACAUGAAAGUGUUCCCGAAAUAGUUACCUCUAUUACAGAGAAUAUAGCGCAACGCCUAACGCAGGAGGCAGCACUUCCUAGAAAAUAUAUUGUACAUUGUGUUAUUCUUCAGAAAAAUGGUGCAGGAUUUCACGCACUUUCGGCCUGCUCAUGGAAUCCAGUAAGUGAUGCGUGUUAUGUGCACCAUUCCGAGAACAAGGCUAUGCACUGUGUAGUGACUGUCUACGGUGUUGUGGCGUAA